UUUACUGAAUGAAUUAAUUAUGGCUGCAAUGUCUUCAUGUAUUAACUAAUUUAUUCAGUCAGUAUUUUUGUGACCACAGAAUACUGUGGUCCGCAGACAGACAGACAGACAGACAGGGACAGAGUGAGGUCUAUAAAAGUAAACGGGGCUUACACACUGUUGUAGUAUGAGCAGAGAGAAUCAUACACACACUUUCACACACACUUGCUCUCCCUAUACACACAUACACACACACACAUACACACUCCGGCUCUGCAGCUCCACGCGUGCAGCCUGGAAAGCGACCAAAGCUGCAGGCUUCACUUCAAACAAGCUGGACUUUUUAUUUAUUUUACUGUUUGUUUUUUUUUUUAUCCAGAUUAGACCAGGAGAAGUUGAUCUCUAAGUGACUGGAGAUUGAAACAACCAGAAACACACAACGUGAUUAAGAUCCAGGGCUGCAACUUUUGUUUGUGCGUUAAUAUUAUUUCUGAGUGCGGUUUCGCUGGAGCUGAAACUUUUACCCUGAAACCGCGGAGGGCAUGCCGGGGUUUGUGGCUCUGUUGGCCGCGUUUGCAGUCCUCUCGGCCGGGUUGAGGAGCUCCGUAGCCGGGGUAGAGAUGCUGUUCUCCGUAGCCGGGGUGAAGAGCUCCGCCGCGCCCGCGGUGGAGAGGACAGCAGCCGGGGUGAACACUACCACUGUGGCCAGGGUGGAGAGCUCCGGGGACGGAGGAGCGGGGCGGGCUGGCUGCCCUGGCCACUGUCGGUGCGAGGUGGAAGGGCUGCUGCACCGAGUGGACUGCUCGGACCUGGGGCUCCGGGAGAUACCGAGCAACCUGAGCGUCUUCACAUCCUACCUUGAUCUGAGUAUGAAUAAUCUGACUGUGUUGUCCAGCGGAAGUUUGUCCAACCUGCACUUCCUGGAGGAGCUGCGUUUGGCGGGAAACGAUCUGUCAUUCAUCCCCAGAGGAGCGUUCGCCGGCCUCUACAACCUCAAAGUGCUGAUGCUUCAAAACAACCAGCUGAGGUCCGUCCCUGCUGAGGCGUUCAACAACCUGCACAACCUGCAGUCACUCCGCCUGGACGCCAAUCACAUCUCCAGUGUUCCCAGUGGCUGUUUCUCCGGCCUGCGCUCGCUCCGUCACCUGUGGUUGGACGAUAACUCUCUGACCGAGGUGCCGGCGGAGGCUCUGAGUGACCUGUCUGCCCUGCAGGCCAUGACCCUUGCCCUCAACCACAUCAGCCACAUCCCUGACCACGUCUUCAGCAAACUGAGCCGCCUGGUGGUGCUGCAUCUCAACAACAAUAGGAUCGUUUCCAUGGGAACGAACUGCUUCCACGGACUCCACAGUUUGGAGACGCUGGAUUUGAACUACAACAGUCUGGUGGAGUUUCCCACAGCCAUUCGCUCGCUGAGCCACCUCAAAGAGCUUGGUUUCCAUAGCAACAACAUCCAGUCCAUCCCUGAGCAUGCUUUCACUGGGAACCCAUCACUGAUCACCAUAUUUUUCUACGACAAUCCGAUCCAGUCUGUUGGACGCUCAGCCUUUCAAAACCUACCAGAGCUUCGCACACUCUCUCUGAACGGUGCUGCAGAUCUCACAGAGUUUCCAGAUCUGACAGGAACCAAAAGUCUGGAGAGCCUGACCAUCACAGGAGCUCGGAUCACCUCUCUGCCCAGCUCAGUGUGUGAGCAGCUUCCAAACCUGCAGCUACUUGAUCUCUCCUAUAAUCAGAUCCAGACUCUUCCCAGCUUCUCUGGCUGUGAAAGUAUCCAGAAGAUUGACCUGCACCAUAACGAGGUGGAGGAGCUGCAGGAGAACACCUUCCACGGUCUGAUGUCUCUGAGCUCUCUUGAUUUAUCAUGGAACAGAUUGUCGUCAGUGAAGCCAAACUCUUUCUCUGCUCUGCCCGCUCUCACCAAACUUGACCUGUCGUCCAAUCAGCUGUCCUCCCUCCCUCUGGUUGGUCUGCAGAGUUUAACUCACCUGCGAUUAGCUGGAAACGAUCAGCUGAUGGAGUUAAUACCUCGAGAGGACCUGCCCCGAGUCAGGGUGAUGGAGCUUCCUUACGCCUUCCAGUGUUGCGCCUUUGUCUCCUGUGAGAGGAGAGGUGGAGGAGGAGGUGGAGGUGGAGGUGGAGGAGGAGGGGGAGGUUUGUCCUGGGAGAGAGAGGAAGCAGCAGACUUUACCAGGAGUGAUGCCUCCGUCCUCUCCAGCCAAGUGGAUCAGGACUGGGAGGAUUUCCUGAUGGAGUUUGAGGAUGAACCAAAACCUCACCACUCAGUCCACUGCAGCCCUGCACCAGGACCAUUUCGUCCUUGCCUCCAUCUGCUCGGCAGCUGGUUGAUCCGUGGAGGGGUGUGGCUCAUUGCAGUGCUCUCAUUGGUCAGCAACAGCCUCGUUGUGCUGUCAAUCUUCUUUUCCCCCAUGGCCACCGCCGCCUCAGUCACGCCCCCCAAGCUGCUGAUUGGUCUGCUGGCCCUGGUGAAUGGCCUGAUGGGAGUGUGGAGCGGCUGGCUGGCGGCAGUGGAUGCCUGGACGUUUGGGAGCUUCUGGAGGUACGGGGCAAAGUGGGAGAGCAGCUUCCUGUGUCGACUCAGCGGCUUCCUGUGUGUUUUUGCAUCGCAGACCAGCCUCUUCCUGCUCACUGUCGCAGCUCUGGAGCGAUGCCUGGCUGCCGCACAACGCUACAAAACUGAGGAGCACAGCGGUCGCUCCUCGUCCCAGCUCUCCAUCUGUCUGUCCAUACUUCUUUGCUUCCUGUUGGGUUUGGGCGUUACGCUGCCCCCCCUGGUAGCCGGACACAGUAGCACAUCCCUCUGUUUGCCGCUGCCUUCCUCCUCCUCCUCCUCCUCCUCCCUGGUCUUCUCCGUCUCUCUGGUGCUCCUCGACUCGCUGUGCUUCCUCCUCAUGACGCUCGCCUACACUCGCCUCUAUUGUCGGGCCAACAAAGCUCCACCCGCCUCAGAGGAGGAGACGGCACUGACUCGACAUGUCGCCUGGCUGCUCUUCUCCGACUGCCUCCUCUACCUCCCUGUGGCCUUCCUCUCCUUCUCCUCCCUGCUGCGUCUCCCCACCGCUGGGCCAGAGGCAGCAAAGGGGGUGCUGCUGCUCGUGGCACCGCUGCCAGCCUGCGUCAACCCUCUGCUCUACCUCCUCUUCAACCCACUUGCCAGGGAGGAACUGGCAGUGAUGGUCAAACGUACCUGUGGGGCUGUGGUGGUGCCAAGACUACACAGAGGAGGAGGAGGAGGAAGGUCGAUGCCUGUAAGCAUGGAUUCAACGUACGACGAAGACGCAGAGAAACAGUCAUGUGACUCGACUCAGGCACUGGUAGCAGUCGGAGGCACUAAGGAGGAGGAGGAGGACGAGGAGAGAGGAAGGAUAAAGACAGAGACACAACAUUCAGUGGCGUUUGUCGUUCCACGUCACUAGACUGACACACAACACAAAAACACACAUACAAACACACAAGGUUUGAAUCUCUCACCUGCAAAAGGCCAAAUAUACCUGACAAACUCUUAGAGACACACCUUAAAUCAUGACUUAUAUGCAUUCUUUGGUGUCUUUUGUCCCAGCUGGCCACCGUACACUCCCUCAAAUGAUGCCCAAUCAACUCAAAGCAGUGCUUCUCUGCCUACUGGGUUGGUCGGCUGAAAAAUGCUUGAGACAGCUCAACCUCUCUACACCCAAAUUCAAAUUCAUAUAUAAAAUUUGUCCUGAUGGUGGAAAAGUUGUGGAGGUUCAUAAAAAUGUAGGAGGGGGGGGUUACCACUCUGUGCCCAGGGGCCCAUUUCCUCCUGAAUCCAUCCAUGGUUUCAGGCAAAUGUCUCUCAUAUUUAGCUCCAUGGCUUUUAAAGCCCGGAGUGGAUAAAUCGCAGUAUGUUGUUUGUUCUGCAGCCUGUAGGGGGCUCUUGUAGGACUUUGGCAGGUGAGACAAACACCUGACUUUAGGACACCACAAAAACACACACACACACACACACACAGUUACAGAUACACAUACACAUGUAGACUGAUAUGACUGUGGCAGCAAAUGCAGCAGAGGAUGGUGAAAGAAAACAAGAGACAUGACAGCACAUGAAGAUGCUCAACAUGAACACAUCAGUUCAUGACUCCAUCUCUCUCUCUUUUUCUCUUAUUGCUGUCUAUGUCUCUCUACCAUCUUUUUUGUUGCAACUUUUACAUAAAAAAAGUUGUGGAUAAAAAUGAGUGAAGAAAAACUUCAAUCCUGGACUUCAAAACCUGGGUCACAUACGAAAGGACAAACACACACACGAGUAUGAAUUCAACAGCUUUUAUUUUGAAAUAUAACAUGAUUUACAGCAUUGUGUCACCAAACGUCCAACAAAUGUUUGAGCAAAUGCUGUUGACCAUUUUCUUUGUGUGUGUGUGUGUGUGUGUGUCCACAGCUAAUGUGCUUUUGCGAGUGUGUGUGAAAACUGCAGCAUCUGUGUGAGUUUUGCCACAGAGUCAGUCCCCAAACUAAAAACAGGAACCAGAAUACAAACAGGAUUAAAGACCAAUUUUCACAGCACGAGCUUAGAGUUUUCACAAUAAAAUAACUGCCCCGAGUUCAGACUGUACCCACUUCACCAGUGUUAGUGGUGACAUUUCUAAAGGAUAAAGCUUUUAUAUAUCAAUUUUUUUUAUUGUCCACAAACCCCAAGAAAAAACCAAAACCAGCCAUGUCUCAGUUUGUCUCUCAACACUUUCUGUCUGUGGCUCUCAGCUCUGAACCUAUCAUUUCCUACUGAAAACAUAAAUCUGGUUCGGAAAUAAAAACUUUUCAACCUGUCAACCUUUUUCAAAUGGAAAUUGGAAAUACAUUAUAUAAAUUAGAAAAAAACACAUUUAAAGCUUCUAAAAAAAUAUUCAUAUAAAAUCAAGGUCAGAUCAUCAGUCAAAUGUCUGCUCUUCUGUCAAAGUCAAAACAUUUGGUUUAAAACUAAUUUACUUACUUACUGUGAGUGCAUGUAUGUAUGUAUGUAUGUAUGACAUGUUUAUGCAUAUUGUUGUAAAUACAGGCUACUGUGACAAUCUCAUGUUCCUAUUAUGUUAGACUGUGAGAAAUAUCUUUGCUGUUUAUAAUGUUUGUGUGUACAGUUUGAUAAUGAUGCCGCCCAGAGAGGUUUGCAACAAUGUUUGCAAAUGUUUUUGUUACAAACUGUAAAAUUUAAAAGUUUUACUGCAUAAGUCUGAGGAUUUUACUAAACUGAUAACACUUUAUUGUGAAACUCACAACCUGCAUGAGCUUUGACACAAACCCAAAUCACCCCCCCAAAAAUAGCUUAACUAAAGCUCCACUUACUAUCUUUCAGCUGGAUCUCACAGUCUUCACCGUCAGUGGGUGGAGUUUGCUCACUAACACAUGACCAAAUAUUCUGUGGGAACCUCCACACUGAACUGUCUGCAUGAUGCUUCCAUCCAGGAUGUGAGAUUCAGUUGAAAGCUCCAUGAAAAAGUCAAUAAGUGGCCCUUUUUUGUCCAGUGUGGUUUGGAGAAAAAAAUAACAAACUUGUGUGUUUAUAUCUGUAAAAGCAAAUUUACCGUGUUGUGGUUUUAAAUUGUAUCAAAGUUAUCAAAUUGUUUAGCAAAUUGUGGGGAGUGGAGUCUUAAUUACAGGCUCCGCCCACAUUUGUAGCCAUGGCAACAAGGAAAAAAAAGCAUUGACUGUUUGAAUGUCUGCAGCACUUAAAAAAUCUUUUAAAUAAAAUACGUUCAUAAGCUUUGUUAAGAAAUGUCAUCUGUCUAUCUGUUGUAAACUUUUGUAAAUCAUCUGUUUUGUGUUUUGAAUUAUUUUAGUUUGUAAAAUCCAGAAUGGAGUUUUAGUUUGUAUCGCAUAUAAAACAACAGCGUGGCUGU
Lates calcarifer (barramundi perch) is the source of this 5846-nucleotide messenger RNA. RefSeq names its product leucine-rich repeat-containing G-protein coupled receptor 5. Bases 522 to 3416 code for a protein of 964 amino acids. NCBI's taxonomy places the organism in Eukaryota, Metazoa, Chordata, Actinopteri, Centropomidae. Gene Ontology annotation, molecular function: G protein-coupled receptor activity; protein-hormone receptor activity; protein binding. Gene Ontology annotation, biological process: G protein-coupled receptor signaling pathway. Gene Ontology annotation, cellular component: membrane. The record is from RefSeq and is a predicted model, not a curated record. The transcript has 20 exons.